Messenger RNA from Nerophis lumbriciformis (worm pipefish), 924 nucleotides. RefSeq names its product transmembrane protein 220 (gene tmem220). The record is from RefSeq and is a predicted model, not a curated record. Lineage: Eukaryota; Metazoa; Chordata; Actinopteri; Syngnathiformes; Syngnathidae.
GCUAUUUAAUAUUAUUUUUACACACCCAGACCAACAAACCCGGAAGUAAAAAAAUAAAAAUAAAAAAAUAUUUUUAAAUUAGAGUUUAGACAAGAUGAUUUUAAUGUGUAAUGUGAUAAGAAUAUAUAAAAAGAGAUUUAUAAUAAUACAUAAAUUAAAAAUAAAGUAAAUUCGUUGUUUGGAAAUAAAAAGCCGAAGUUGCCGACGGUGCACUUGACGUGAGUGCCUCGACGUCCCGUGCGGGCGGGAACGUGAGCCCAGUGACAACAUGAGACAAUUCAGCUCAUCAAUCAGCACAAAAACGUUGCUGCUGAUAAUUUGGCGAGUGUGCAAUGUCCUCAUGUCGCUAUUCUUCGGCCUUGCGACGUACGUGCAGAUUAACGACCCAGACGCUGCAUUGUGGAUGGUCGGUUACGGCGUUCCCGCGCUCCUGUGUGCACUUAUUGGCCUCAAACACCAGGUGACAGAGACGUUGCCAUGGAGACGUGUGGCCGACCUUCACAUGACGAUGUGCGGUGGAUUCCUUGUAAUGAUGGCAUGGAAACUCUCUAAAGAGAACCCAGUAGACGUCUUCCAGCAGGAAGAGGGCAGAGAGAUGUCUGGCCUCAUGCUGACGGUGAUGUGGCUUAUCCUGUGUCGCCACUCUGGAAGGUCCGCUGUGGGCAAGCUGAGAGUGUCCGCGGGCGUCCUCAUCACCAUCUUCCCCUUCGUGUGCUGGUACCACGUGCACCACAAGAACAGGUCCAGCUGGCCCACACACUGCACCACUGCCAUUUAGCAAGCGAUAACAGGUCAACGCAGUCCACUGUCCAUCAAUGAACCAAUGAAGAAGCACUUUAAUGUUUUGCACCGGAAUUUGUGCUGUAUUAUAAUUACUUUCACUGUAUGAUUUAUUCUAUUAAAACAUGAAUUGUUGACUAUUUA